Myxocyprinus asiaticus (Chinese sucker) is the source of this 2185-nucleotide messenger RNA. RefSeq names its product protein kish-B-like. The transcript has 3 exons. The coding region runs from base 126 to 350 and encodes 74 amino acids. The record is from RefSeq and is a predicted model, not a curated record. NCBI's taxonomy places the organism in Eukaryota, Metazoa, Chordata, Actinopteri, Cypriniformes, Catostomidae.
GGUGUUUUCCCAUACUUCCGCAGCGUCCCGGAAGGCAGUACUGUUGAUGCGGAACUAAUGAAGAGAGUAAAUAAAGCAAAAUUUGCAACUUGCGUCUCUCAACGCGGGAUAUAAAAGCUCUGAAAAUGACAAACGUAUACUCUUUUGACGGCAUUCUUGUAUUUGGAAUACUUUUCAUUUGCACAUGUGCAUACCUGAAGAAGGUCCCUCGCCUAAAUAACUGGCUGUUGUCUGAGAAAAAAGGUGUUUGGGGAGUAUUUUACAAAGCUGCAGUAAUAGGCACACGGCUCCAUAUUGCGGUGGCAGCGUCCUGUGUGUUUAUGGCGUUUUACCUGAUUUUUCUGAAAUGACCAGGAAGGAACGGAUCAGUCUUAUGGACACUGGACUAUGGAAUGCCAAUAGAAAUGUAGUACUGGCAAGUUUUGCCAACUUCAUGUGAAGAUGCACAGAGACCCUAUUCCACCUGGGCCAGUGUUGGUAAUAAGCUGCAGUUUAGCACUGAUGUAAGACCUGAUUUUGUUAAAUGUAGUUUGAAGUUAAAAUUAGAUUGAGGGGAAUUCGGUUUUAGAUCAGGGCUAAAUGGUAAUUGCUGCUGUGAAUGGUGAAACGUUGAGGAAAAAUGCUUUCCAAAUUAAGGACCUCCUACUUUGGGAUUCAUACUUCGCUUGUGUACAAAGUACUAUCUUUUUGUUAUGUUUUUCUCUCAAACAUGCAAAAUUGGGCUAAUAGGUGUGCAGUGAAGGAGGUAGAAACAAUGUUAUCAGUGCAAUUAUUGAAGAAGUUGUUUUCUCAUUUUUUGUUUUACCUAAAUUUGCCAUAUUUACUUAAAUCAUCAUUUUUGUAUGGAAGGGUUACCAUUGUUUGCAACAUGGGAAAAUUGACAAAAACAUUUGACAAAGUUUCAUGGACAUACACGUAAACACUUGCAAACUGAAAAUGAAGCCCAAAAGUGAUUCAGCCUGGUAAUGCUAAUGUUCUUCUAACACAACAUUCUUUUGAUACCACAAAAGUACCUAUGUACUUAAAUUUAAUAAAGCACACCAUCUUGACAUUCACCAAAUGAUAUCAUUGUGAAGGCAUGUGUUUACUUUGUUUGGUUUAAUAAUCAUUAUUAAAAUACACAGACUCAGACUCUGUCACAGACCCAGCUGGACUUAAACCACAAUAAACAUAGACAUAGAUGUCACCUCUGUCAAUGGAUAUGCAUUUAUGGUAAAUAUGAAAUAUAUGAUAUUAUUGACCAGUAAAUUCCACUACACUACAUUUUCUUUAAAUCUUUAACAUCAUUUAUCUGAGGGUUUCAGCUUCAGAAUGUUUUUUAUCUUAUGUUGGUGCGAUUUUAUCCAUUACAUAAAACAAAGGUGUAUAUGCCGAGAUGUUCUUUUGUCAAAUAAAAUCAACAAUUUAUCUGUUCUCUAUGCUCUUUCCAUUAAAACUUUUUUUUCACCGUGUAAAUGUACACAGCCGUACUCUAAAACUGCUUCGUAUAUACUGUAUACAGAAUGAUGUUGGGUGUUCAUAUUUAGAACAUAAAUAGUUUAUAGAAAACCCUAUGCACCUUGAUGCUGAUUUUGGGGAAGAGGGUUAUUUAUUUAUUUUAAAGCAAUACUUUUAAAGAACUGAAUUUGCUUUGUAAAUUUUGUUUGGUUUAAUGAGGUCAGCGCUGUAUUACUUUUAUGUGUGUUUUUACUUUUUAAUGCAGUCAAAUUAGACAGUCAAUAUGAUAUCUACAUAAUGCAUACAUAAAAAGUAUACUCCCCAAAAGAUGCCUUGUUCUAUCUAAGGAAUAAUAUUCUGAGUGUUUUGCAGAUUGUUUGAGAUCAUCUGGUCAAAUUGGCAUUUAGUUUAAUAUUAAAAUGUAUAUUUUAUUUAUUUUUCCUAAAACAUGUAAAAUGUACAUUCCUCAAAGUCUUGUGUCAUGAAAAGGAUACUGUCCUUAAUAUUUUAAAAUUGGUGUGAUAUAACUUUAAAUGAUUGAAUUGUUUAAAGGAUUGAUGAGGCUAAUAAAAUCGCUAGGAAAAAGAAUGACAUUAAAUAUACUUUGUUUGCAUAUAUACUAUGUUUAUUUAAAAAAAAUAAGUAAAUAAUCUUGGGGUUUUAUAAACUGAACUGGGGCCGAACUUUUUUCCUGUAUUUAUCUUACCUAACACUUUUAUUGUAACUAACAUACACUGUUAAUAAUGUG